This is a messenger RNA of Metopolophium dirhodum (rose-grain aphid), 2636 nucleotides long. RefSeq names its product WD and tetratricopeptide repeats protein 1-like. Lineage: Eukaryota; Metazoa; Arthropoda; Insecta; Hemiptera; Aphididae. The transcript is spliced from 10 exons. Gene Ontology annotation, biological process: negative regulation of fatty acid biosynthetic process. The record is from RefSeq and is a predicted model, not a curated record. Gene Ontology annotation, molecular function: protein binding. The coding region runs from base 618 to 2636 and encodes 672 amino acids. Gene Ontology annotation, cellular component: cytoplasm; Cul4-RING E3 ubiquitin ligase complex.
UGUGAUUCUAUAAUAUUCUAUAUUAUGACAUUAUGUCUAUGCACGGUCUAGUGACUAGUUGUAGUGAGUAGUGACUACAAGUUUAUAAAUUAUAUAAUAUUAUCUAUAUCCAAUAUUAAAGUUAGUUUAGUCACAGAAUAUUAUAGUUUAAUAUUAUGUUCACCAAUUCUGUGGUUAAGUCGUUAAGUGUUUACUAUCUUAAAUCUCGGCUACUGGUUAUAAUAUGAAAAAUAGUUGAAAGUACUUAUAUAGUAAAGUAAAGCAUCGGACAGUCCGUGUUCUGUGAUAUCAUAGUCAUAACCACUAACAUUUAAUAUUAUACAUUUCUACAGUAAUUUGAGUGAUAGUGUAAUACAGUAUUAGUAUUUACUUUUUACAUUUUACUAUACAUACUGUACACUAGUACACUACAAAACUAAUGAUUAAUGGUAUUUUUAUAUUGUAUUAAUUAAUUGUUCUCAUUCAGAGAUUUUUAAGACAUUUUUGAAUUUAUUGCCAUAUAAAAUAUUUUGAACUUUCAAUUUGUAUGUAAUAUUGAAUAGUUCAAAUUCAAUGUUUUAACUCAACUCCUGAAAUGUUAUAAGUAAUAAAAUUGAUUGCCAGUGCAUAAGUCAAAUAUGUCUUCAGCAACAAAACGUCAAAACAUUUUACAGUUGAUAAGGAAUCGAGAAUUAAACGAUCACAUCCGCACAAAGUAUGCAUUAAAAAGUAACUUGAAUUACAAAUGUAUUUCAAAACUUGGAUUACUCGCUCAAUUAGAAGGACACCAAGGAUGUGUUAAUUGCCUACAAUGGAAUGAAAGUGGAAGAAUCUUAGCAUCAGCAUCUGAUGACUAUCAAGUAAUAUUAUGGGAUCCAUUUUUACAAAAAGUUAAAACUUCUAUUAAAACUUUACACCGCGGCAACAUAUUUUCUGUUAAGUUUAUACCUAGUUGUAAUGAUGAUAUAGUUGCGACUGGAGCUGGUGAUUGGAGUUCACAUACAUAUAAUGUAACAACAGGUAAACAAUUAAGAAGUUGUGUUUGUUCUCAAGGACGAAUUAAACGUCUAGCUGUAGCAAACGAUGCACCUAGUGUUUAUUGGUGUGCUUCAGAAGAUGGAUGCAUUAGUCAACAUGAUAUGAGAAUGAGCCAUGAAUGUCCUACCGACAAAUCUAAAAAUACUUUGGUGACUGUAUUUAGUAUUUCGGGAAAAAGGAUUGAAGCUAAAUGCUUAGAUAUAAACCAACUUAAAACUGAGCAGCUUGCAGUUGGUGCUAAUGACCAAUAUGUGAGAUUGUAUGACCGCAGAAUGAUUCAAUCGCUGUCAUCAUUGGAUGUAAAAUGUCCUUCAUUUGUCUCGGAGUAUGAAGCCAAUAAUGCAAAUAAAGUUAACAAUGCACUCCAAUAUUUUGUACCGGGUCACAUCCAUUCUAAUGAUAAUGAAACAAUAAUUCCCAAAAGACAAAAAAAUUAUGUAAUUACUUAUUUGACUUUUAGUCCUGAUGGACAAGAGUUGUUAGCUAAUUAUGGUGGUGAAUAUGUAUAUUUAUAUAACUUAGUGAAUCGAGCUGAUAAUGCAUUUUUCAACAUCUCUAAAGUUAUGAAAGUUCCUCGAGAAAAUGGGGAGGGUUCUUCUACAGAUUUAAUAGAUGAUCAAGUUCCUGUUCCUCAUUUGACACUACCAGAUAAAGUAGUACAAUUAAAAUUAAAGGCAAAUUAUUUAUUUGAAAAAGAAGACUAUACUGCUGCUAUUUUCCUAUAUAAUGAAGCUAUAAAUAUUCAUAAAUGCAGUGUACUGUUUUCAAAUAGAGCUGCAGCCUAUAUUAAAAGAAAGUGGCAUGGAGACUUUUAUGCAGCUCUCAAAGAUUGUGUGACUGCAUUAAAAUUGGAGCCUAGCCAUAUGAAAGCACAUUUUCGUUUGGCAGUAUGCCUGUUCGAACUGGACAAGUUUAAAGAUUCUAAAAUGUAUUUAGAUCAGUUCACAAUGAAAUACCCAUCAUAUAAAACUAGUGCCGCAUACAAAAGUCUUAAUAGUGAUUUAUUAAAUGCACAAUCUAAUAAUAAAGAUAAAUCUGAUGGUAAAAAAUCGCGUGAAACAUCAGAUACGUCAAAUUUUCUAGAUGCGUUACAAAUUCAACGAGCCCCGAAAAUAGCUUUUGAGAAAUACUUUUGUAAUCAGGCAAAAGAUUACCAUCGUAGAUAUUAUGGUCAUUGUAAUACAUCUACUGACAUUAAAGAAGCUAACUUUUUUGGAAGUCAAAAUCAAUUCAUAGUUGCUGGUUCAGAUGAUGGUCUAUUUUUUAUUUGGGAAAAAAAUACAGAGAAUAAUUUGCUCAUACUGAAAGGGGAUUCUUCAAUCGUAAAUUGUAUACAACCACAUCCUUCAGAGUUUUUGUUGGCAACUAGUGGUAUUGAUAAUGAAGUCAAAUUAUGGAGUCCAUUGCCAGAUGAUGUGGAUAAUACAUCUAUAAUAAAUAAUUAUAGCACAACAGCUAUGUUAAACCAAAGACGUAUGAUGGCUGAUCCAUUUGAAGUAAUAUUGCGUAAUAUGAGGAGAACUGCAGAAGGACCUGACAGUGUUGACUUUGACGCUAUACGUGAUCAAUAUGGAAUUGAUCCAUUAUCUGAAGAGUUUAAUGAUUGUCGAAUGAGUUGA